GCCCCGCCUUUUCUUACACACAAAAUGGCGGCGACCUCUGAGAACAACGGUGCGGUGGAGAGGGACGUGCCGAGCGCCGUGUCCCUCCUCAGCAGCCUCACGCAACAGGUGGCUGCGGUGACGAGUCAUGUGCAGAGUUUAAUCAAAAGGCUUCAAGAUGGAGUGCAUCCAACUGCUAAGGGUUUGUCCUUUCUGGACUUGCGCUACCAGCUGCUGCUCUUCUACCUCCAAGAUGUCACUCACCUCAUCAGCCUCAAGGCGGAGGGAAGCAGCAUAAAGGACAGCGGUGCCCUUCACAGGCUGGUCGCUGUUAGAACGGUUCUGGAGAAGAUGCGUCCCCUGGAUCAGAAGAUGCGAUACCAAGUGGAUAAGCUGGUGCGUACAGCGGUGACUGGGAGCUUAGCUGCAAAUGAUCCUCUGCAGUUCCGUCCCAACCCUGAGAAUCUCAUAAGCAAACUCAGUGAAUCCGAAGAGUCGGAGGAUGAGGGAGGAGCUGCAGCAGAGCGGAGUGGCUCGAAAGCGCCCCCUGGUGCCAGCAAGAAAUACAUACCCCCCAGGAUUGCCCCAGUGCAUUAUGAGGGAGACAUGACCGAGGCAGACCGGCAGAAGGAGAUAGCCGACAAGCGGAGGCGCGCAGCCCUGCGCAGCUCCGUCAUCCAGGAGCUCCGGCAGCAAUACAGCGACGCCCCCGAAGAGAUUCGGGACCGAAGAGACUUUCAGACAGAGAGGGAGAGCCGUGAAGAACUACACAGGAAGCAGUAUGAGGAGUCCAUGAUGGUGCGUCUGGCUGUGACUCGCCAGGAGAAGAGCGCUCGGAAGAGGGGCAUGAAGGGAAUGUCCUCUCAGCUCAGCAGCAUCACGAGAUUUAGUGACAUCACUGCACUGACAGGAGGAGAUGAACCGGAGAUUGAUGCCAUUCAGCCCAAGAAAAAGAAACAACUGAAGAAGAAAAAAAAGCGAGCUUUCAGGGUCCGGCGCUAGAACUGGCUGCUGAAGUUCAUGGUCCGAGGACAACUGUGGUGUUCACGUGAACAUUAGCUGGCGGCACACGUUGGACUGGAUGUUUUCUGUGCCAUGAUCAUAUCCAGUUUGGGUUUUUCUGAAAGUUUGUUCUAAUAAAUGUCAUCUUCAAACCA
Messenger RNA from Scleropages formosus (Asian bonytongue), 1136 nucleotides. It is a transcript of the gene ngdn, whose product is annotated as neuroguidin, EIF4E binding protein. Gene Ontology annotation, biological process: maturation of SSU-rRNA from tricistronic rRNA transcript (SSU-rRNA, 5.8S rRNA, LSU-rRNA). Gene Ontology annotation, cellular component: small-subunit processome; nucleolus. The transcript is spliced from 11 exons. Lineage: Eukaryota; Metazoa; Chordata; Actinopteri; Osteoglossiformes; Osteoglossidae. Bases 25 to 981 code for a protein of 318 amino acids. The record is from RefSeq and is a predicted model, not a curated record.